This is a messenger RNA of Drosophila novamexicana, 916 nucleotides long. RefSeq names its product 60S ribosomal protein L6 (gene RpL6). Gene Ontology annotation, molecular function: RNA binding; structural constituent of ribosome. The transcript is spliced from 2 exons. Gene Ontology annotation, biological process: cytoplasmic translation; ribosomal large subunit assembly. Lineage: Eukaryota; Metazoa; Arthropoda; Insecta; Diptera; Drosophilidae. Gene Ontology annotation, cellular component: ribosome; cytosolic large ribosomal subunit. The record is from RefSeq and is a predicted model, not a curated record. The coding region runs from base 32 to 820 and encodes 262 amino acids.
AUUUUUGUGCUGUGUACACGUGUUCUCCACAAUGGCACCCGUCGAAAAAGCUAAAAAGGUCGCCAAAUCGGCCAAAAAGGGCAAGAAGCACCCCCUGAACUCAUACCUCAAGGGUGGUAUUCUGCGAUACUCCAAAGCCCAGAUGUACAAGCGCCGCGCGCUGUACCGCCUGAAAGACAAGAAGCACCCCGUCGUGCAGAAGGAGAAGGUGCCCAUCAAGAAGGUCAAGAAGAUCGGAGGCCCCAAGAACGGAGGUGAGCGUACCGUUUAUCUGCGCAAGCCUAAGGCCAACUAUCCAACCAAGACUUUCGUGAAGAAGCGCCCCGGCAAGGCUAAUUUCAGUGAGCACAAGCGCAACACGCGCCGCAAUCUGCAGCCCGGCACCGUGCUCAUCCUGUUGGCUGGCCGUCAUCAGGGUAAGCGCGUUGUUCUGCUGAAGACGCUGACCUCUGGCCUGCUGCUGGUCACCGGUCCGUUUGCACUGAACUCGUGCCCACUGCGUCGCGUUUCGCAGCGUUAUGUUAUUGGCACCUCGACACGGGUGGAUUUGGGCGCAUUCAAGGUACCCGAACAUCUGAACGACGCCUAUUUCCGUCGCCUGAAGGCUAAGAAGCAAAAGAAGUCCGGCGAAGCCGACAUCUUCGCGGCCAAGAAGGAGCGCUUUGUGCCCAACGAGCAGCGCAAGAAGGACCAGAAGGAGAUCGACAGCGCCCUGCUGAAGGUGAUCAAGGCCCACCCAGAGGGUAAAUUCUUCAAGAAGUACUUGCAAAACAUGUUCGCUCUGCACUCUUCCCAAUACCCACACCGUCUGCGCUUCUAAGCGUUUGGCCCAAACAAAACUUCAAUUUAAGGAUUUUUAAAUACUUUGAUUACAAAUAAUUUUGUAAAAAGAAAAUAAACAAUUACAAAAUCGUAA